Messenger RNA from Cynara cardunculus var. scolymus (artichoke), 648 nucleotides. Its product is annotated as phospho-2-dehydro-3-deoxyheptonate aldolase 1, chloroplastic-like. The coding region runs from base 4 to 648 and encodes 214 amino acids. Gene Ontology annotation, biological process: aromatic amino acid biosynthetic process. The transcript is spliced from 3 exons. The record is from RefSeq and is a predicted model, not a curated record. Gene Ontology annotation, molecular function: 3-deoxy-7-phosphoheptulonate synthase activity. Lineage: Eukaryota; Viridiplantae; Streptophyta; Magnoliopsida; Asterales; Asteraceae.
AGAAUGGUUGGUCAGUUUGCAAAGCCCAGAUCAAACUCUUUUGAGGAGAAAGAUGGUGUGAAGCUACCAAGUUACAGAGGAGAUAAUGUAAAUGGUGAUGCAUUUGAUUUGAAAUCAAGAACACUAGACCCUCAAAGAUUGAUCAGAGCAUACUGCCAAUCAGCGGCCACUCUUAAUCUCUUGAGGGAUUUCGCCACCGGAGGUUAUGCUGCUAUGCAGAGAGUUACUCAAUGGAAUCUUGAUUUCACCGAGCAGAGCGAACAGGGUGAUAGGUAUCUUGAGCUAGCUAGCCGAGUUGAUGAGGCACUUGGGUUCAUGUCGGCUGUCGGACUUACAGUGGACCACCCUAUCAUGACCACCACUGAUUUCUGGACAUCCCAUGAGUGCUUACACUUGCCAUAUGAGCAAUCUCUCACUAGGUUGGAUUCAACUUCUAGCUUAUACUAUGAUUGUUCGGCUCAUUUCCUCUGGGCCGGUGAGCGAACUCGCCAGCUUGAUGGUGCACAUGUUGAGUUCCUUAGAGGAAUAGCAAACCCACUUGGAAUUAAGGUGGGUGACAAGAUGGAUCCGAAUGAGUUGGUGAAGCUUAUCGACAUCUUAAACCCUCAAAACAAGUCGGGGAGGAUUACAAUCAUAACAAGAAUUUAG